AACCCAAAUUGUGUAGAUCUCGUUCUGGAAGGUCGGAGCCGAAAAAAGGCAUAAAGAUGCCCAGGAAGAAGCUCAAAAGGACUCGAUCGCAGAAACAAGCCAAAGUUUUGAAGCAGGAGAAAGAGGAGGAGGAGCAACUGCUUCAAAGGGCCUAAAAUGGUGGAAGAGGAACAGCCAUCUGAGCCAUCUGGUCCAGCGCAGCAGGACCAAAACGCAGAAGACCAAAUCCCUGAGUCCAUGGAAGGAGAUCAGCCAUCUCAGACACCUAAAGACCAAAAUACAGAAGAUCAAAGCCCUACGUUAGUGGAAGAAAAAGAAGAAGAAGAAGAAGAAGAAGAUCAAAACUCUAAAUUGGUGUUGGUGGAAGAGGAACCGCCACCGCCACCUCAGGAUCAGCGUCAUGAUGAGGAUGGAACUCAUGACGUAGAAAACCAGCCCCGAGAAGCUGAGGCGUCGGAAGGAAUUCGUGGUCUAGAAAACCAGUCCGAGGAAAUUACAGCUCAUCCGGAAGUAGAAAAAGUAGAUGAAGAAGAGCUACAGCAGCUGCAACCACAGGAUGAACAAGAACAAAAACAAAAUCUCGAAGAAGAGGAACAGCAACAAUAUCUGCACCAAGAGGAGGAUAAUGAACCAGAACCAGAAGGUAUGACCCUUUCUCCUACGCUCCCUCCUCCUCCUGUGCACGAAAUUACUCUUUAUGACAUACUCCCGGACAAUCCCCCACACAAUGCUCCGAACGUCUCUCGGAAAGCCCCCAAGAGGAAGAAAUCCCUUAACCAGCGGCAACGUGCUGCUCUUGAGAAGAAACUUCAAGCUGUUAAGGAAAAUUUACAGCCAAUUCCUUUCAUCCCCAGUAAAACCCUAGAUUUCACCAAGCACGAGAAGCUUCUUAAGCGCCUAGGGUUGUGGGACUUUGCCCAUCUGGAGUUUGAUCGGGAGAUCCGAACAGAUCUUCUAGCUCAGUUGAUCGUCAAUUUCAACCCUCAAUUACGUUGCAGCUAUGUGAACGAUUUCCGGGUCAUGGUCAAUCGAGCUGAUCUCGGUCGAGCCCUGAAACUACCCUCAAAGAAAGAUAAGAUUAAUCAGUCGGAGACUGCGGAUUCUGAUGUUGAGAAGUAUCCUGAAGAAUUUGUUGGUUUUAUGGAGGAUUUUGUCUCACAUUGGUUUUUUCUCCAUGAGGAUACCUGGAUAUUGCCGAAUGAGAUUGUGGCAUGGUGUAAGCUUAUCAGAGAUGGGCACCCAGAGAAGGUCGACUGGCCUGGAUUGAUCUGGUUUAUGGUAGAGAAGGAACUCAUGCAGUCACCGCAUUUGGGCUCUUGUUACUAUGCAUCGCACUUGCAGUGCUUGAUCAAGGCUCAGCAUGCGGAUCUGCUUAAAGAAGAACCUGCAAUAGAUGUUUAUAUGAAGGAGGAAGAGGAUGCUGACAUUAAGGAAACCAAUUUGGAGGAUUUCCAGAGAGAAGAAAUGGAGUCGCAGCAGAUUGAAUUGAGUCUAGGACAUGUCAAAACUGACUGUGAGCAGGUUAGAGAUGAGGAUGAUGUUAUGGACUUCCAGGAUUGCAAGGAUGAUGAACCUGGACUUUGGCGUCUGGAUGGUAGGAACAGUGUUGGUGAGAAUUUCUUGCAGCGUUGUAAUCUAAACGAAGUGGGGGGUUUGGAGAGUGAACAUGAAAGGAAAGAAGUGAAUGAAGAAGAACAGUAUGAUCUUUCGUCAAAACCUACUAGUCUGGAGCGGUUAUCCUCUACCGAGCUGAUUCAAGCUAUGGGAGCUGCAAACAUUUCGUUCAAUACGCCUGCUCACCUUUUUAGUCACUCUUCUGAGGAACUUCUAACUUCAAGAAUGGAUGACCAUAUGAAUGAAGUUGGUCCAUCUACGUUUGUCAAUGGGUGCAAGAGAGAGCUAGAUCUUGACGAUGAUGUCAAUCAUCACUCUUUUAAUGAUCAACACAAAAGGAUGAGAAGUGAUGGUUCAUGGGACCAAAAGGAAUUGGACUUUGAUUUGUGCAUGGAACAGGUGCAAAGUUGGAUGGGUAAAGCUAGACUGAUGUAUGAAGCAAAAGAACAGGGGAUGAUGAAUUCUCAUUUAAAUCAGCAGGCCUUAAUCUCUGAGCUGCAGCAGCAGAAUAAAAUCAUUGAAGCUUUGCAUAGAUCAAGAUCUGAAGAGGAGCAGAAAAGACGACAGGAGAGUUAUAGGCUUGAGCAUGAAAUCUACGUCAUGAGCAAUUUGUUAAAUGGUUAUAAGGAGGCUUUGAAGGAAACCCGGCGGGCAUUCUCUGAAUAUAGACAACGUUAUCCACAGCCUGAUGAGCCACUUUACAAGGAUGUUGCUGGGCCUGGUGGUGUUGUUCUUAGCAUCAUGGAACUGGAAAAACAACGCAAGGAGCGAGAGGAAGAACUUAGGGCUACACACUUCAUGAUUGAAGAACAGAUGAGAGAAUUUGAACAAAGGUGGUUGGGGAAGUUGGACUUCCAUCUAAAAGAGGUACUUUUGCUGGGUAGUAGGCUGUUGGAUUUGGAGAAUGGAACAAAACUUCUUAAAGAAUCUUUUGUAAAGCGUGAAGUUUCACAAACUUGAACAUUUCUUUCAUUCGGUUGUAAACAGCAGUACGUACCUAAUCUUUCUUGUGAUAUUAUACCCUCUGGGUGAUAAUAGAAACUAAAGCUGUGUAAGUUGUCAUAAUUUUAUUGGUAGUUUUCUCUCCAUUAUGAUGCUGAGUUAAUGUUUCCAACUUAAUGAAUGUACAGUGAUU
Molecule: messenger RNA, 2749 nt
Organism: Telopea speciosissima
Lineage: Eukaryota; Viridiplantae; Streptophyta; Magnoliopsida; Proteales; Proteaceae
Exons: 2
Coding region: 157-2574 (805 amino acids)
Source: RefSeq, a predicted model, not a curated record